Corylus avellana is the source of this 1218-nucleotide messenger RNA. RefSeq names its product Photosystem II manganese-stabilising protein (PsbO) family. Gene Ontology annotation, biological process: photosystem II stabilization; photosystem II assembly. NCBI's taxonomy places the organism in Eukaryota, Viridiplantae, Streptophyta, Magnoliopsida, Fagales, Betulaceae. The record is from RefSeq and is a predicted model, not a curated record. Gene Ontology annotation, cellular component: photosystem II oxygen evolving complex. Gene Ontology annotation, molecular function: oxygen evolving activity.
CUCUUUUAGUUUGUUUUCUCAGAAUAUAGAGAGUGUGUUGUGAGAGGGAGAGAGAGAGCAAAAGGAGAAGAGAAUGGCAGCCUCGCUACAAGCAGCAGCCACACUGAUGCAACCCGCCAAGGUGGGUUUGCCUUCAACCUCAUGGAGGAGCAGCCUACAGCUGAGGUCAGCUCAGAGUGUUUCCAAGUCCUUCGGCGUGGAGCCAGCUGCAGCCAGGCUCACUUGCUCCUUGCAAGCUGAUGUUAAGGACUUGGCUCAGAAAUGUGUCGACGCUACCAAGAUCGCCGGCUUUGCACUUGCUACUUCCGCCCUCGUCGUCUCGGGAGCUAGUGCUGAAGGAGUUCCAAAGAGGCUAACCUAUGAUGAAAUUCAGAGCAAGACAUACAUGGAGGUCAAGGGAUCCGGAACAGCCAACCAGUGCCCAACCAUUGACGGCGGGGUGGAAAAAUUCGCCUUCAAGCCCGGCAAGUACAAUGCCAAGAAGCUCUGCCUAGAGCCCACUUCUUUCACCGUCAAAGCCGAGAGUGUGAACAAGAAUUCCCCACCGGAGUUCCAAAACACCAAGCUCAUGACCCGCUUAACCUACACCCUGGACGAAAUUGAGGGACCCUUUGAAGUGUCACCCGAUGGCGCCAUCAAGUUCGUUGAAAAAGAUGGCAUUGACUACGCUGCCGUGACAGUCCAGCUGCCCGGCGGCGAGCGUGUGCCAUUCCUUUUCACAAUCAAACAGCUGGUGGCAUCAGGCAAGCCCGACAGUUUUGGAGGAGAGUUCCUGGUGCCAUCCUACCGUGGCUCGUCUUUCUUGGACCCAAAGGGCAGGGGUGGCUCGACCGGUUAUGACAAUGCAGUAGCAUUGCCAGCUGGAGGCAGAGGAGACGAGGAGGAGCUGGCUAAGGAGAAUGUAAAAAAUGUUUCAUCUUCAACAGGGAAAAUCACCCUCAGUGUCACCAAGACCAAGCCCGAGACAGGGGAGGUGAUUGGAGUGUUCGAGAGCAUCCAGCCAUCUGACACAGAUUUGGGUGCCAAGACCCCAAAGGAGGUGAAGAUCCAGGGAGUCUGGUAUGCUCAGCUCGACUCAUAGGCCCCUCUGUUUUUUUUUUCCCCCAACAUUUUCUGUAUUCAGAUUUUGGCUCUAAGUGUAAGGUGUUGCUAAACAAUUCCCUGUGACCAAUUGCAGAUUAUUAUCCUGUUUGUAUAUUAAUUAUCCUACUUCAAUAA